Molecule: messenger RNA, 854 nt
Organism: Galdieria sulphuraria
Lineage: Eukaryota; Rhodophyta; Bangiophyceae; Galdieriales; Galdieriaceae
Exons: 4
Coding region: 34-255 (73 amino acids)
Source: RefSeq, a predicted model, not a curated record
ACAAAAUAAGCAAGAGCAUAAGAUUAGGGUCCUAUGAGUAAAAGUAUUCAUAACGUUCGUUUUCUUCGCGUAGUUAAAAAGUUCUUAUUUGUGAACACUUCAGAAACUAGUACUGUAAUUGGAAGUUGUGAUACCCAGAAAGACGACUAUUGUCCCAAACGAAGUAGUCCUCUGGUUGGGUUUUCUUCCAAACCUGAAGAAACGAAGCGUUUUACUUCCUUCAUAUUAUCUUGUUGUUUUCCAGGAAGUUAUUAAGAAAGCUACCAGAAGGCCCUUGAGUAGAUGCAAUAGCCGCUUUUCAAUUUUCUAAAACCUUUUCCUUCUCACUCACGACGAUCACUUUUUUAUGAGAUAUAGCUUGCUCGAAGGAUUGGGUCUUUUAAGUUUUUUAUCAAAACGAGCAGCAUUUGGAAUAGGGUGGAAAGUAUGACAAGUCGUUUGUCUAGUUCUAUCUGUCUAUCCUGUUCAACAGUGGUAGGGACAAAUAUGAACGAAUAGGGUAGGAAUAUUUCGAAUUGUUUCUUGAAAGUUUGUAAAGAGAGAACCAGCAUUUUUGCUAGGUUUUCCAGGAAACAAAGGUGGGUUGUAUAGUUACCUUGAAAAUUCAAGUUUUCUGGGUUGUCAAAACCGAGUUUCUCCCACAAAGUUGUUUGUAUAAUGUAACAAUCGAAUAUUCGUUUUGCUCAUUAGAACAAAAUGGUUUCGUUAUAGGACACUGCAUCUUCCAAAUUGUAUGUUAUUCUUGUAGUAUGUUAUUCACCUCGUUCACAAUGCAACUAUAAAUCUGGAAUUGUCAAACGUAGACCAUAUUUCUGUCUACAACUCGGAGACAUAAGAAAUCUAAAAAAUUUUUG